Cucurbita moschata (crookneck pumpkin) is the source of this 1788-nucleotide messenger RNA. RefSeq names its product putative lipase YOR059C. The transcript has 10 exons. The record is from RefSeq and is a predicted model, not a curated record. NCBI's taxonomy places the organism in Eukaryota, Viridiplantae, Streptophyta, Magnoliopsida, Cucurbitales, Cucurbitaceae. The coding region runs from base 246 to 1544 and encodes 432 amino acids.
AAUGAAGAGUAGGAUGAGAAACAGAGGUAGCCGCAGCUGCUUGCUUUUUGACUGUGAUUGGAGGAAAAAGCGUACAUGGAUAGGUUAAGUAGGCGCCGGCAAUAAAAAGGCGUAGGGCGGUACAAAAUGGGCAGACACGUGCGAAUAUGGGACGACGCCCAUUCAUUCACAAAUCCAACUAUUCCUACCUUUCCGUCAACUGAUUCCCUCCGGUUUGUUAAAACGCCGUCAGCUGGGGGACGGGCAUGAUCGCGGGCGCGGCCAAUACUCCACUCCAGACCCCGCCAUCGGGGCCUCUCUUCGACCCGUCAGCCACUCGCCAUUGCCUUUCCAACCCUUCCCCUCGCUUCACCAUUCGCUUUCCACCUAAGCCCUUCCCGGAUCCUGCUCUCUCGCUUUCCAAUCAUUCCAGGAUGGACUUGAUCGGACGCCUGGCUAAUAGUUUCUUCUGCAGCCUCCGCCGUCUGAAAGGCCUCAAGGUGGAGGCUGAUUUCUCUGGCGAGGAAACUUUUGUCCCCGAUGCCAAGGCGGCGCCCGAGCACCUUGUCAUCAUGGUCAAUGGUCUAAUUGGGAGUGCUGCAGAUUGGAGAUACGCGGCAGAGCAAUUUGUAAUGAAGCUUCCUGAUAAUGUUAUCGUACACCGCAGUGAGUGUAACACUUCAAGAUUAACAUUUGAUGGCGUUGACACCAUGGGAGAAAGGCUGGCUGAAGAGGUGUUAGCUGUCAUAAGGCGUUGGCCAGAGGUGCAGAAAAUUUCCUUUGUGGCCCAUUCUUUAGGUGGGCUUGUUGCAAGGUAUGCCAUUGGAAGGCUUUUUGAUCAUAUCCCUAAAUUGGAAUCCUCAGGUGCUCCUCAAAGUUUCUCUGCCGAAGAGCAGAAGCAACAGGUUGAGCAAUUCCAUCAUGCAAGAAUUGCUGGAUUGGAGCCUGUGAACUUCAUAACAGUUGCAACUCCACAUUUAGGUUCACGUGGAAAUAAACAGUUUCCAGUUCUUUGUGGUCUUCCUUUCUUGGAGAGAAGAGCUUCUCAAACAGCACACUUAAUUGCUGGGAGGUCUGGGAAGCACCUAUUCCUCACUGAUGAUGAAAAUGAUGGGAAACCUCCGCUUCUCCUAAGAAUGGUUACCGACUCCGAAGAUCUAAAGUUCAUCUCAGCAUUACGUGCAUUUGAACGUCGGGUGGCAUACGCAAAUGUGAAUUAUGAUCACAUGGUUGGGUGGAGAACGUCGUCUAUUCGUCGUCAACAUGAGCUCCCAACGUCAAGUGAGCUUACGACAAAUGACAAAUACCCACAUAUUGUCUAUGAGGAGCAAUCAAGGAUGGAUGACAUCUGCAAUAAAGCAUCGCUGGUUUUAGACCAAACACUUGACUUAGAAGAGGAGAUGAUUAGAGGUCUUAAUCAAGUUCCUUGGACACGAGUAGAUGUUAGCUUUCAGAAAAGCAGACAGAGAUACAUUGCUCACAGUACCAUUCAGGUGAAGAGCUAUUGGUUGAAUUCUGAUGGUGCAGAUGUGGUUUUCCACAUGAUUGAUAACUUUGUUUUAUGAAAAGAAUAUGAAACUUGGGAUGAGUGGUUUGAAGCGCAAUGUAAAUUUUUAGCAGCAAUAUAUAAUCAUGUAUUCUUUACUAUCGGUGCGGAAUCCUUAGAACAUCUUUUACUUUUUACCGUAUGCUUGUUGAUAGUGUUUCAUGAGAAAUCUUGUUUUGUAUAAACACUCGCAUAUUUUUGGUACCUGUAAUUAUUCCAUAUAUUGAGACAGUGGAACUUUGAGAUUUCUUUUGUGGAGUAUA